AUGUCUAUUGAAGUAAGUACCUCCAAAACAAGUUUAAAUAAUAUUAGUGUAUUGAACAAAGGUGCUAUGAGUUCCGAUCUUAAUGAAAGCGAAUCUUCAGACUUGGAUUUCGAAUUUUUAAAACCAUUAUUUAAAAUAAAUCAGUCAGGAAGAAACGAUCAAGAUGCAACCAGUUCAAAUUUCACUGUGGUGGUCACUGAUGAUUCAGGUGAAAUCGAAACUAUGCGAAGAGAUAAAUGUGAUUUAAAAUCACUAGGCUUCACUCCACAAGAUAUGAUGUUAAGUAAAGAAAGCCUUAAUCUCGUUAUUGGAAUGGAUAAAGAAAUGUUAUUUAUGGAAAAUAUUAACCAAUCCGAUGUAUCAAUGGCAGUACCGGUAAGAGAUACUGAAACAGCGUCAAAGUCUAACGAGAAACAAAAAAUGACAAUAAAUUUUUACAACACUUAG
Messenger RNA from Parnassius apollo (apollo), 447 nucleotides. NCBI's taxonomy places the organism in Eukaryota, Metazoa, Arthropoda, Insecta, Lepidoptera, Papilionidae. The record is from the annotation of a GenBank genome assembly.